Molecule: messenger RNA, 1911 nt
Organism: Amphimedon queenslandica
Lineage: Eukaryota; Metazoa; Porifera; Demospongiae; Haplosclerida; Niphatidae
Product: male-specific lethal 1 homolog
Exons: 7
Coding region: 28-1812 (594 amino acids)
Cellular component (GO): MSL complex
Molecular function (GO): chromatin binding
Source: RefSeq, a predicted model, not a curated record
UAUGAAUAUCAGUGAAUACACAACGCCAUGACACAGCACGUGGUGUCCGGUCCAACCACCACACAAGGAGGACCAAACCUCAGGAGUAAUCAAAAAUGGCUACCACUACAGCCGGGAGCUUCUUGGCUUUUUGAAAGCGUGUCCACGCCAUAUCUUGACUUCUCUUUCCAUAUGAGAGAAGGAAGACAGGUCUUCUUAUCGUCAGUAAUGAGCGAGAGAGAUCCCGACAAACCAAACGCCUCGGAUAACUCCUGCCCGUCAAAAGCGGUCCCGUCCGGCCCUGGCUCCCUGGAGGAGCCUCCUACAGAGCCACCUCAUAUUUCACUCCUUUUGUCCUCCAGAGAUCUCCUCUAUCCCUACAGCGGGCCUACAGAGACUGAGAAAGCCGUAUUGGUUCUCAAGGAGCAUAGCUAUGCUUCCCUUCCCCAGUUCACACAGCUAGCUCCAUUCUUGCACAGACUUGCCUCAUCCAUUGAGGGAAAAGAAGAAGAAGAACGAAACAAGAACUCAGAGACACCAUUUAAUAAUAUCUCCGCCUCGAUCUCCACCCACUCCUCCCAGUAUUCCUCAUCAAAGGCGAGGUCUUUGCUAAGGAAUGUUCGUCAAACGCUCUCGGAUACACGUCGGAGUCUGUUACUGGAUGGAGGGAGAGACCAAUCUGGGGGAAUCGAUCGUGAGAAAGCUCAGGCUUCAUCAUCUCAUUUCAGAGAAAUGAUUUCUUUACAGUCGAUGAUGAUUCAUGAGCUACAGGAACAAGUACAACUAAAGGACGCUGAGAGUAACAUGAUACUAAGAGAGAAGGAGCAGCUCAAGGCGAGAUUGGAGAGAAUGGAAAGACGUCUUAGCAUUCUACAAAAACAUUCACACGACAAGACAGAAGCUGCCUCUGGCGAAACCAUAUCAUCUCCAAGCACGCCCACAUCAAGUCGUACGCAUCGGAUAAAACCUGAUUCCGUAACUCGUCUGACAAGAUCAGAAACAUCUUCUAGUCACUCUAGAAAGUCGAGAAGUAGGAGUUCUUCGAUAGAACCAAUCACUAGUCGUCGUGCAUCAAAACUCUCUGGGAGUGCACCUACCACAAACUCUUUAGCUGUCAUGUCACAUAGAGCCCACGGGAAGAGAGAGCAGGAGGAAGAGGAUGAGGACUUACAGCAGGGAUCAAAGAAAUUGAGACUCUCUUCUAUCGACAAGCCAAACUCUUUCGUGAGAACUAGUAUAAUGUAUGAUGGGCUCAACUUGGAGGAAAAAACUAUUAUUAAUGAUAUUAUUGUUGAAGGAAAGAUCCAAGAAAGGUCUCUUCCUGAUAUUAAAGUACCAACUUGGUCAUUGAGUAAAAGUGAUUGGUCAUCAAAGGGAGGAGAGGGUGACACUGAUUUAGCUUCUGUAGAGGAAGACACUUCAGACGAUUCUUUUCUUAAGAGACACCAUAAACUAGAAGCAGAUGAGAAGAGAAGAAAGAGGUGGGAUGCACAGAGACUUCGUGAGCAGUACCAGCACAAUCAACUUAUGAAGAGGUACAUGCAGAAGGAAGGGAUGCCGCAAACUCAAGAAAAGAAGAAGGAAAAGCUAACCAGCCUGCAGCCAAAACUGGAAGAUCUGGAAGGGAUUGAAUUGGCAGAGACUGUAGUAGUCUCUGGUUUUGGGAGACCCUUACCAAAAGUACCUCCUAGUACUUUUCGUCUUGCUAAUUUUAACCCUCACUCUGCUGCUGGCAAGGGUAGGAAUAAAACUCGGACUCGCUCAUCAUCUGGAGGCUCACUGGCUGCUUCCAAUAAUAAUAAUUCAAUGUACGAAGACAGCAAUGUUACUUGAUUCUAUUUCAAAAUAUACUCUUAGCAAUAAUUAUUAUUAUUAUCAUUAUUAUUAUUAUUAUUAUUAUCAAUGAUAAUUAUCAAGUUUAGAAACUGGUGA